Molecule: messenger RNA, 1259 nt
Organism: Chaetomium fimeti
Lineage: Eukaryota; Fungi; Ascomycota; Sordariomycetes; Sordariales; Chaetomiaceae
Product: mitochondrial carrier domain-containing protein
Exons: 4
Coding region: 326-1252 (308 amino acids)
Biological process (GO): mitochondrial phosphate ion transmembrane transport
Cellular component (GO): mitochondrial inner membrane
Molecular function (GO): phosphate transmembrane transporter activity
Source: RefSeq, a predicted model, not a curated record
AUAAAAAAAACAGAAAGAUUGUCGAGUUGCGGUCGACCAACCCCGCCAAGCGAACCAAGAGAGCCAAGCCGCGAUUUCAGGCUGUUGGCCCGUGCAUCGCCCUCCCCGUGUAUCCGGGAUUUACCGGUCAAUUUUUUCAAGGCCCUUUUCCCGAACUUAAGCCACCCUUUCCGUACCUCACUUUUUCCAAAAAGGCUCACUGCCAACCACACCGGAAUCCUCUCACCAGGCCCCAAUUGACCCCCCACGCCCGACCCUCGAUAUCCUCCGAGCGUCAAGAACAACUCCACUCAGUUCUUACCUCCUUAAUAUCUAAACAGACAAAAUGGCUGCCAAGGUCAACACUCCGGCACCGCAGCUUAGCGGCGUCCAGCUCUACUCCAGAUUCGCCCUCGCCGGCGCCAUCUGCUGCUCCGUCACCCACGGUGGCAUGACCCCCGUCGAUGUCGUCAAGACUCGUAUCCAGCUCGACCCUGUCACCUACAACAAUGGCAUGAUUGGCGGUUUCAAGAAGGUCGUCCAGGCCGAGGGUGCCGGUGCCCUUCUCACUGGUGUCGGCCCUACCUUCGCCGGUUACUUCCUGCAGGGUGCCUUCAAGUUCGGCGGUUACGAGUUCUUCAAGCAGCAGUCGAUCAACUACCUCGGCUACGAGAACGCCUCCAAGUACCGGACAGGUGUCUACCUCGCCUCGUCUGCCCUCGCCGAGUUCUUCGCCGACAUUGCCCUCUGCCCUCUUGAGGCCACCCGUAUCCGUCUCGUCUCCGAGCCCACCUACGCCAGCGGUCUCGUCAGCGGUUUCGGCAAGAUGCUGAAGCAGGAGGGUAUCGGCGCUUUCUACGCCGGUUUCGGCCCCAUUCUGUUCAAGCAGAUCCCCUACACCAUGACCAAGUUCGUCGUGUACGAGAAGGUCGCCGAGGCCGUCUUCCGCGUCUUCCCCAAGAAGGACCUGUCCGACGGCAUGCAGACCGUCGUCAACCUUGGUUCCGGUCUGAUGGCCGGUUUCGCCGCCGCCAUCGUCUCGCAGCCCGCCGACACCAUGCUCAGCAAGAUCAACAAGACCAAGGGUGCCCCUGGUGAGGGUACCACCUCCCGCCUGAUCAAGAUCGCCAAGGAGCUUGGUCUCCGCGGCUCCUACGCCGGUAUCGGUGCCCGUCUCUUCAUGGUCGGCACCCUCACUGCCGGCCAGUUCGCCAUCUACGGCGACGUCAAGAAGAUGCUCGGCGCUACCGGCGGCGUCGAGAUCGGCAAAUAAACGCCAU